This is a messenger RNA of Amoebophrya sp. A120, 367 nucleotides long. NCBI's taxonomy places the organism in Eukaryota, Dinophyceae, Syndiniales, Amoebophryaceae. The record is from the annotation of a GenBank genome assembly.
UGUAGUUUGGCCGCAGCGGUCCAGGACUGCCCAGGGGCCGGGGGCGAAUCUUGGGCGCCGGGCCUGGGCGGCCGCGCGCACCUUCGCCCGCCGGACCUGGACAAGGACAAGAACUCCCGGGAUAUGGAGCGGCCCGCGUUCGUCUGGCUUCGAGGAUCAAUCCAGGGAUGCGUCGUUCGCUACAACAAGCAUAGGAACGAACGCCGGAGCGCUAUGGCGAUCGAUCCGGUAGCACAAGGCGCGCGGCGCGGGGAAAAAAUAGAAAGGCCGGGCCCCCCGGGGGCCGGUCGGUUUGGCCUUUUUUGUUUGCUUGGGGGAGGAGAAAGGCCAGCAAGGCGCUUUUUUUUUUGAAUGGCCGGCCCGCCCC